AUGUUUUUAAAUGUACCAUCUGUUCAGAUGAGAAAAAAGACUCAUCAUCAGAGCGCUGGAUCGUCAUCCUCGGAAACUAUUUCUCCAGUAACAACCUCUGAACAAGGAAGCGAAAAAGCGUCUGUAAGAAAAAUUCUUACCCAUGUUUCAACACUAUUGUGGCCAAAAGAUACAGGUUUGAGAGGAAGAGUGAUUGCAGCUGUUGGAUUUUUAAUCGGAGCAAAAUUAUUUAACGUGGCUGUUCCAUUCUUCUUUAAGCAGGCUGUUGAUUUGUUGGGGCCAAGUACAGAAACCAUAGUGCAAGAUCCCACAAUUUGGUUUACAAUGGGGCCAAUAUCAAUGAUUAUCGGCUAUGGUAUUGCAAAAACAUUAUCCUCCCUAUUCACAGAAUUAAGAGGUGCUGUAUUUUCAAAAGUCACGCAAGCAUCCAUUAGGAUUGUAUCAAUGAGAGUUUUCGAACAUCUUCUUAAUAUGGACAUUACAUUUCAUUUACAACGAAAAACUGGAGCUUUAAGUGCAAUAAUCGAUAGAGGAAAGAGAGGAAUUAACUUUUUACUAACUAGCUUAUUGUUUAAUAUCGUUCCAACACUAUUCGAGCUUUCAGUGGUUAGCUCUAUUUUUUAUUUUAGCUAUGGCGCAAACUUUGCUCUGACAGCAUUGGGAGCUGUAUUCUUUUAUGGAGUAUGGACUAUUGCAAUUACACAAUGGAGAACCAAGUUCAGAAAACAAAUGAACAAGGCAGAAAACGACGCAAACAGUCGAGUUAUUGAUUCGUUGAUAAAUUAUGAAACGGUGAAGUAUUUCCAGAACGAGAAAUAUGAAGCUGAGAAAUAUGAUGAAUAUUUGAAGAAAUUCGCAGAUGCCUCUGUCCACACAUCCACCAGUUUGAGUACUCUAAACUUUGGACAAUCAUUUAUUUUCUCAUUGGCAUUGACCUAUAUUAUGUAUUUGACAGCAAACAAAAUUAUGACUGGAGAUUUAACAGUUGGUGACUUGGUUAUGGUAAACACAUUGCUUUUCCAGCUUUCUAUUCCUCUUAACUUCUUGGGUACAGUGUACAGAGAAACUACCCAAGCAAUUACUGACAUUGAACAUUUGUUCUCACUGAUUGACACCAAGUCAAAUAUACAAGAUAUUUCUGAUAAGGAACUAGUGGUUAAUGAAAAUGAAGGAGUAGAAAUAGAAUUCAGAAAUGUUUCCUUCUCCUAUGAAUCAGGAAGGAAGAUUCUUGACAAUGUUUCCUUUGUUGUGAAGCCAGGUACCACGUUGGGUGUUUGUGGCCCAAGUGGAAGUGGAAAAUCAACAAUUUUAAAGCUCUUAUUCAGAUUUUAUGAUCCAUCAGAGGGACAAAUUUUAGUGAAUGGUCAAGACAUCAAAACUGUUUCUCUCGAAAGUCUUCGAAGAAUCAUGGGAUUCAUACCACAAGAUUGUGUACUUUUUAAUGAUUCUCUUAAACAUAACAUUGCAUAUGGUAGACUAGGUAGUUCUGACGAAGAAAUCAAAACGGCUGCAGAUAAAGCUCAUCUCACUGAAAUUAUUGAAAGGCUACCAAAAGGCCUAGACACACAAGUGGGUGAAAGAGGUUUGAAAUUGUCAGGCGGUGAAAAACAAAGAACGGCUAUUGCGAGAGCAAUUUUAAGGGCACCCAAGAUUUUGUGUUGUGAUGAAUCUACAUCCUCUCUCGAUUCAAAAUCUGAAAAACAAAUCAUGACAGCUAUUGAGGAAUUAUUUUCAAAAACAAGCACCAUCAUGAUUGCGCACCGAUUGUCAACCAUACAAAAUGCUGAUCAAAUCAUUGUACUUAAUAGUCAUGGCUCUAUUGCUGAAUCAGGAACACAUCAAGAAUUAAUCAAACAUGAACAUGGUCUUUAUGCCGAGUUAUGGAAACGUCAAGCUCAUCACCAUUAA
Naegleria fowleri is the source of this 1908-nucleotide messenger RNA. RefSeq lists its product as uncharacterized. Gene Ontology annotation, biological process: intracellular iron ion homeostasis; transmembrane transport. Gene Ontology annotation, cellular component: mitochondrial inner membrane. The record is from RefSeq and is a predicted model, not a curated record. Gene Ontology annotation, molecular function: ATP binding; ABC-type transporter activity; ATP hydrolysis activity. The transcript has a single exon. Bases 1 to 1908 code for a protein of 635 amino acids. NCBI's taxonomy places the organism in Eukaryota, Heterolobosea, Eutetramitea, Acrasida, Naegleriidae.